AUGCUAUCUGGGGGGCCCGACCUCCAGGAGGACACCAACCUAAAGCCUGUGGGCACCCCCACCUUGCAGGGGCUGUGUGGUCAUACCACUACCACCACUACAUCGACAGUAACAUCAACUGUGGCCACCAUUCCCUCAAAUACAUCGACAGUCAGUUCAAGCGAUGCCACCACUCCCUCAACUACAUCAACAGUCACUUCAAGCGAUGCCACCGCUCCUUCAACAUUCACUUCAAGUGAUGCCACCACUGCUACACCAACAGUAGCUUCAACUGCAGCCACCAUUCCCUCAACUACAUCGACAGUCACUUCAGAUGACACUACAUCAACACCCACUUCAAGUGAUGCCACAACUACUACACUGACAUUAACAGUCAUUUCAAGCGAUUCCACCACUCCCUCAUCUACAUCAAUAGUCACUUCUCGUGAUGCCACAGCUACUACAUCAACAUCAGCAUUCACUUCAGGUGAUGCCACCUCUCGCUCGACAUCAAUGUUCACUUCAAGUGAUGCCACCUCUCACUCAACUACAUCGACAGUCACUUCAGAUGAUACCACAUCAACACCCACUUCAAGUGAUGCCACCACACCCUCAAGUACAUUGACAGUCAGUUCAAGUGUUGCCACCACUCUGUCAACAGUCACUUCAGGUGAUGCCACCACUACUACACCGACAGUAACAUUAACUGUGGACAGAAUUCCCUCAACUACGUCGACAGUCAGGUCAACUGAUGCCACCACUGCAUCAACAGUCACUUCAAUCUCUUCAAGUGAUGCCACCACUACUACAUCAACAUCAGCAGUCUCUUCAAGUGAUGCCACCACUCCCUCAACUGAAUCGACAUCAACUUCAAAUGAUGCCACCACUCCCUCAUCUACAUCGGCAGUGACUUCAAGCGAUAACACUGUUCCGUCAACAUUCACUUCAAGUGUCACUUCGGACGAUACUCCAUCAACACCCACUUCAAGUGAUGCCACCACACCCUCAAGUACAUUGACAGUCAGUUCAAGUGUUGCCACCACUCUGUCAACAGUCACUUCAAGUGAUGCCACCUCUUUCUCAACUACAUCAACGGUCACUUCAGGUGAUGCCACCACUACUACACCAAGAGUAACUUCAAAUGCUGCCAUCAUUCCCUCAACUACGUCGACAGUCAGGUCAAGUGAUGCCACCACUCCCUCAAGUACAUCGACAGUCAGUUCCAGUGAUGCCACCUCUUCCUCAACUACAUCAACUUUAACUUCAAGUGAUACCACCACUACUACACCGACAGUAACAUUAACUGUGGAAAAAAAUCCCUCAACUACGUUGACAGUCAGGUCAAGUGAUGCCACCACUGCCUCAACAGUCACUUCAAGUUUUGCCAUCACUCCCUCAACUACACUGAUAGUAACUUCAGAAAAUGCCACAUGGACACCCACUUCAGGUGAUGCAACCUCUUCCUCAACUACAUCAACAUUCACUUCAAGUGAUGCCACCUCUCCCUCAACUACAUUGACUUUCACUUCAAGUGUUACCACCACUACUACACCGACAGAAAUAUUAACUGUGGCCACAAUUCCUUCAACUACAUUGACAGUCACUUCAAGUGAUGAAACCACUGCUUCAACAGUCACUCCAAGUGAUGCCACCAAUCCCUCAACUACAUCAACAUCAAAUUCAAGUGGUGCCACCACUCACUCAACAGUAGCUUCAAGUGAUGCCACCGCUACUGCAUCAACAUCAGCAGUCUCUUCAAGUGAUGCCACCACUCCUUCUACAGUCACUUCAAGCAAUCCCACCACUCCCUCAACAGUCACUUCAAGUGAUGCCACCUCUCCCUCGACAUCAAUCUUCACUUCAAGUGAUGCCAACUCUCACUCAACUACAUCGAUAGUCACUUCAGACGAUACUACAUCAACAACCACUUCAAAUGUUGCCACCACUGCCUCAACAGUCACUUCAAGUGAUUGCAGCACUCCCUCAACAGUCUCUUCAAGCGAUGCCACCUCUUUCUCAACUACAUCAACGGUCACUUCAGGUGAUGCCACCACUACUACACCAAGAGUAACUUCAAAUGCUGCCAUCAUUCCCUCAACUACAUCAGCAGUCUCUUCAAGUGAUGCCACCACUCCCUCAAGUACAUCGACAGUCAGUUCCAGUGAUGCAACCUCUUCCUCAACUACAUCAACUCUAACUUCAAGUGGUGCCACCACUCCCUCAACAGUCACUUCAAGUGUUACCACCACUACUACACCGACAGAAAUAUUAACUGUGGCCACAAUUCCUUCAACUACAUUGACAGUCACUUCAAGUGAUGAAACCACUGCUUCAACAGUCACUCCAAGUGACGCCACCAAUCCCUCAACUACAUCAACAUCAAAUUCAAGUGGUGCCACCACUCACUCAACAGUAGCUUCAAGUGGUGCCACCGCUACUGCAUCAACAUCAGCAGUCUCUUCAAGUGAUGCCACCACUCCUUCUACAGAAACCACAUCAAGUCAUGUCACCACUCCCUCAUCUACAUCAAUAGUUACUUCAAGUGAUGCCACCACUACUACAUCAAGAUCAGCAGUCACUUCAAGUGAUAACACUGUUCCUUCAACAUUCACUUCAAUCACUUCAAGUGAUGGCAGCACUCCCUCAACAGUCUCUUCAAGUGAUGCCACCACAACUACAUCAACAUCAGCAGUCUCUUCAAGUGAUGCCACCACUCCCUCAACUGAAUCGACAUCAACUUCAAAUGAUGCCACCACUCCCUCAUCUACAUCAGCAGUGACUUCAAGCGAUAACACUGUUCCGUCAACAUUCACUUCAAGUGUAGCUUCAAGUGAUGACACCGCUACUGCAUCAACAUCAGCAGUCUCUUCAAGUGUUGCCACCUCUUCCUCGACAUCAAUCUUCACUUCAAGUGAUGCCACCACUCCUUCUACAUUCACUUCAAGCAAUCCCACCACUCCCUCAACAGUCACUUCAAGUGAAGCCACCUCUCCCUCGACAUCAAUCUUCACUUCAAGUGGUGCCACCACUCACUCAACAGUAACUUCAAGUGAUGCCACCGCUACUGCAUCAACAUCAGCAGUCUCUUCAAGUGAUGCCACCACUCCCUCAACAGUCACUUCAAUAGCUUCAAGUGAUGCCACCGCUACUACAUCAACAUCAGCAGUCACUUCAAGUGAUGCCACCACUCCCUCGACUCCCUCAACAGUCACUCCAAGUGAUGCCACUUCUUCCUCAACUACAUCAACUUUAACUUCAAGUGAUACCACCACUACUACACCGACAGUAACAUUAACUGUGGACAGAAUUCCCUCAACUACGUCGACAGUCAGGUCAAGUGAUGCCACCACUGCCUCAACAGUCACUUCAAGUGAUGCCACCUCUCCCUCGACAUCAAUCUUCACUUCAAGUGAUGCCACCUCUCACUCAACUACAUCGAUAGUCACUUCAGACGAUACUACAUCAACAACCACUUCAACUGUUGCCACCACUGCCUCAACAGUCACUUCAAGUGAUGUAACCACUCCCUCAACAGUCACUCCAUGUGAUGCCACCAAUCCCUCAACUGCAUCGACAUCAACUUCAAGAGAUGCCACCACUACUACAUCGACAUCAACAGUCUCUUCAAGUGAUGCCACCGCUACUAUAUCAACAUCAGCAGUCUCUUCAAGUUAUGCCACCAGUCCCUCAACUGCAUCGACAUCAACUUCAAAUGAUGCCACCACUCCCUCAUCUACAUCAAUAGUCACUUCAAGCGAUAUCACUGUUCCUUCAACAUUUACUUCAAGUGGUGCCACCGCUACUACAUCAGCAUUCAGUUCAAGUGAUGCCAUCUCUGCCUCGACAUCAACAGUCACUUUAAGUGAUGGCACCACUCCCUCAACAGUCUCUUCAAGUGAUGCCACCGCUACUACAUCAACAUCAGCAUGGUGCCAAAGCUACUACAUCAACCUCAGCAUUCACUUCAAGUGA
Molecule: messenger RNA, 3951 nt
Organism: Oncorhynchus nerka (sockeye salmon)
Lineage: Eukaryota; Metazoa; Chordata; Actinopteri; Salmoniformes; Salmonidae
Product: mucin-2-like
Exons: 13
Coding region: 1-3951 (1316 amino acids)
Source: RefSeq, a predicted model, not a curated record